UCUAAAAUUGUAGCCAUUAUUUGAUCGAUAAAGUUUAUCAAGUCAAUACAUUGAUAAUUUCCGUCGGUCCGUACAAGCCGCGAAACAUAGUGCGAGCAGGCUAUGCGCCGCUCACGGAGAGCGGGCUGGCGGGUCCAAUUAAGAAGGCUGUGGAGGCAGUGUAUGGAAACCGGCGAAGUCGAUGAGACAAUUUUGUCGCGCUUCUCGAGACCUCCGAACCCAUCCCGGCCGUCCACUGAGCCAUCGGCCAUCCUCAUCCCGACGCCGACCGUAACGAUCAUACCUAAGAUGGAGAUCUGUAUCGAUUCUUUAGAGUCCGCUAGAAACGCGAUAGAAGGUGGUGCCAACCGAUUGGAGGUUUGCUCGGCUCUCUCGGAGGGUGGUUUAACACCUAGUCCAGGUUUAAUUCAGCAAAUUAAAAGUUUCACGACGAUUCCGCUAUAUGCUAUGAUCCGCAUUCGCUGCGGUGAUUUCGUCUACAGCCCCGAAGAGAUCGACGCUAUGCUGUAUGAUUUGAAAAUUCUCAAGGAUCAUCACGUAAACGGAUUUGUCUUUGGCGCCUUGACUCCCGAUUGCGAGAUUGACGUUGUUACAUGCGAGAAGAUUAUUUCUGCCGCUUGUCCCUUGCCGGUGACAUUCAAUCGCGCCUUUGAUCUGACGAAUGAUCCGGUCAAAUCGAUGGAACUCCUUGCUGAUCUUGGUUUUGAGAGAAUUCUAACUUCAGGACAGAAAAAUACUGCUCUGGAAGGAUUAGAGCUGAUAAAAUUAUUAGUACAAAAGGCUCAAAAAUUAAUAAUUAUGCCCGGAGCUGGUAUCACAAAAGAUAGCAUUUGUAAAAUCAUGGAAUCUGGUGCCAAAGAAUUUCAUGCGUCAGCAAAGAAAAGGAAAAUGGUAGUCUAUGGAGCGAACAGAAUCAAAAUGGGUAUCAAUGAGAACGAUUUUGUUAACGUGACAGAUAAGGAACUGGUGAAAGAAUUAGUUGAGAUUAUUAAAAAUAAAAAUAUACUACGUGAAAAUUAACUGAACUCGAAGCUAUUGAAUUAUUAUCUAUUCAGUUUUUUUAUGUAAUUAACAUCUAAAUAAUAUAUUUAAGAACAA
Messenger RNA from Cyphomyrmex costatus, 1098 nucleotides. RefSeq names its product copper homeostasis protein cutC homolog. Gene Ontology annotation, molecular function: copper ion binding. NCBI's taxonomy places the organism in Eukaryota, Metazoa, Arthropoda, Insecta, Hymenoptera, Formicidae. The transcript has 3 exons. The coding region runs from base 103 to 1020 and encodes 305 amino acids. The record is from RefSeq and is a predicted model, not a curated record.